AUGUUGAGCGAGCCGGAGUAUCCGUCUUUUUUCGGCUUUCCCUUCUUCACGCUAUAUACGGGUAUCCAUCGCCUUUCGGUGGCGGUGGGGGUGAUUCCGAGGGAAAUGACUGGAGCUAAUCGAUCAGCAUCGCACGCCGGCUCUUGGUACUCGGACAACACCCGAGAGCUGGAUCGUCAGCUUACCGAAUGGCUGUCCUCACCACAGCGGGUCGGCGUCGCCAGGGCGAUUAUUGCACCACAUGCCGGCUAUUCCUAUUGCGGCGAGACGGCUGCCUACGCUUUCAAGCAAAUUGUUCCGGAUAACAUCCACCGUAUCUUCAUCCUUGGCCCCUCCCACGUUGCUGCUCUUGAUCGAUGUGCUUUGACAACUUGCAAAAAGUAUAAGACGCCGCUCGGAGAUUUGAAUGUAGAUACCCAAGUUGUCAACGAUCUUUUCGCCGAGUUUGGUGCGGAUUUUGAGAAAAUGGAUCGCCGCGAUGAAGAGUCAGAGCACUCCCUAGAGAUGCAACUUCCAUUUUUGGCAAAGGUUAUGCAGAGCCGCGGCUUGGACUCAUUUUCAAUCGUUCCGAUCCUCGUCGGCUCCCUCGACAUCCGAUGGCAGAAAAAGUACGGCCGGAUUUUGGCUCGCUACCUCGAAGACCCGAAAAAUCUGUUCGUCAUCUCAUCGGAUUUCUGCCAUUGGGGCAACCGUUUCCGCUACACUCCUCAGGACGGCUCCGAUCAGCCGAUUUUCCGGCAAAUCGAGCGUCUCGACCGCCAGGGGAUGGAGGCGAUCGAGUCGUUGAAUCCGGAUGUUUUUAAUACCUACCUCUCCAAAACGCAUAACACGAUAUGCGGGCGGAACCCGAUAUGUGUCAUGUUGCAGGCAGCCGAGCACUUCCGACUCGCCAACAACCACACGCAUGAAUUUAAAUUCUUGCGUUAUUCGCAGUCGAAUCAGGCUCGCCAUGCCAGCGACUCAUCAGUGUCUUACGCUGCCGGUGCGCUCUUCAUUCACCCACGUGCCAAC
This is a messenger RNA of Mesorhabditis spiculigera, 1011 nucleotides long. The record is from the annotation of a GenBank genome assembly. Lineage: Eukaryota; Metazoa; Nematoda; Chromadorea; Rhabditida; Rhabditidae.